AUGGGCCGAUCCGAAGGUUCUAGAAAACAGAACAACAUCGAUGAAAGCAUUUACGGCAGGAACUGGCUCUCAUCAGUGAUGAACGCCCAGAUUACUAACGAAUUAUUCCGCGUAGCGAAAGCUGGGGACCAAGAUACUGUAUGGCUGUGGCUCACCCGAAGCGAUGUUACGGCCGACUUGGCAGAUGCCCAAAGACGGACAGUGCUAUGGCAUGCGGUGAUGGGCCGUCACAAAGCGCUUGUGAAGACGCUGCUAGCUCGAAGCGACGUCAAUGCGGAUUUCCAGGACAAUCUGGGUCAGACGCCACUUUCAUGGGCCGCCCAGCAUGGGCACGAGGCCAUUGUCAAGCUGUUGCUCGAGAAGGAAGUCGACAUCGAAGCAAGAUAUGCUAAUCAGACGCCGCUUAUGUGGGCUGUUGUGAACAAGCAUGAGAUCGUUAUUAAGAUGCUGGUUGAGAAUGGCGCAGAAAUCGAGGCGACAAAUAAUAAUGGGUGGACGCCGCUUUCAUUAGCUGCUGUUCACGGGCAUGAGGCUAUCGUUAAGCUGUUGCUUGAAAGUGGUGCUGAUAUUGAGACGAAAGACAUGUCGAACGAGAGGACGCCGCUUAUAUUGGCUGUUUUAAAUGGACAUGAGGCCAUUGCUAGGCUGCUGCUUAAGAAUGGCGCUGAUAUCGAGACAAGAGAUCAUCAUGGGCAGACGCCACUUUUAUUGACUGCUGGGAAGGGGUAUAAGGCUGCUGUUAGGCUGCUGCUUGAAAAUGGUGCUAAUAUCGAGGCAAGAGAUGGAGAUGAGUCGACACCGCUUUCGUUAGCUGUGAAGAAGGGGCAUGAGGCUAUUGUUAAGCUGCUGCUCGAGAAUGGUGCUGAUAUUGAGGCGAAAGACAAAAACGGGCUGACGCCGCUUUUAUCAGCUGGUGCACGGAAGAAUGAAAGUGUUAUUAAGCUGCUGCUCGAGAAUGGGUACUAA
Molecule: messenger RNA, 966 nt
Organism: Trichoderma breve
Lineage: Eukaryota; Fungi; Ascomycota; Sordariomycetes; Hypocreales; Hypocreaceae
Product: ankyrin repeats (3 copies) domain-containing protein
Exons: 1
Coding region: 1-966 (321 amino acids)
Cellular component (GO): cytoplasm; nucleus
Molecular function (GO): protein binding
Source: RefSeq, a predicted model, not a curated record